AUGAAUCUUAAAUUGUUGACGAUUUUAUUGGUCGCAUUGGACGGCUCAUCGACUUUAACGUUCGUGAGAAGAAGUCCAUUUCAUUACGAGUACAAAGACAUAUUUUAUUAUUUUGAAACUUUCUACAAGGCUACAUGGUUCAAGGCCUUCAUGUCCUGCAGUAAAAUGGGCAUGCAAUUGUUGAGCAUUGAUUCCGAUGAAGAGUUCGAUAAAAUCCAUGAGUUUCUCAAGGAUAAAAUUGAAUAUAAGCCUGAGCUGUCAAUCUGGACGUCGGGAGCGAUGAAGCGUAUUGGCCAAUUCAAUUGGAUCAAUACCGGAUAUCCGGUUAGAUUGUCCAAGUGGCAUCCGGGCGAACCGAACAAUUACGGUGGACGCGAAUACUGCUUGAAAAUUUGGAUCAACGACAACAGAUUCUUGUUGGACGAUGAUAGGUGCGACAGAGAAAUGCAUUUCAUAUGCGAAUCGAGGAAAUCUUCCUCAGAUUGUAUUUUCUACAUUAUCUAA
Messenger RNA from Nicrophorus vespilloides, 504 nucleotides. RefSeq names its product C-type lectin 37Db-like. Gene Ontology annotation, molecular function: carbohydrate binding. Gene Ontology annotation, cellular component: external side of plasma membrane. The record is from RefSeq and is a predicted model, not a curated record. The coding region runs from base 1 to 504 and encodes 167 amino acids. The transcript has 3 exons. NCBI's taxonomy places the organism in Eukaryota, Metazoa, Arthropoda, Insecta, Coleoptera, Silphidae. Gene Ontology annotation, biological process: biological process involved in interspecies interaction between organisms.